Messenger RNA from Heterocephalus glaber (naked mole-rat), 660 nucleotides. The record is from RefSeq and is a predicted model, not a curated record. Lineage: Eukaryota; Metazoa; Chordata; Mammalia; Rodentia; Bathyergidae.
UCCGGGGCCAGGCCAGCUAUGACCCAGUUCUGCGGCCUUUCCAGCUUGGGACUUCAGGAGUUCCUGUGAAGGGCUUUUGACCCCAUCCCAAGCCUACCUGGAGAUUUCCUGACGCUGGGGACCCUGGAGAUGUUGCUGUUUCCCUUGGCUUCCCUGAGAAAAGCUCCCCUCUCCAUGUGGGGCCUGGCCUCUAUUUCCUGCCAGCCUUCCCUCCCCUGCCCCUUCUGUGCCUUCCCGUGCAGUGUCACCCCCAUCUUCACGCUGUCCAGCGUGUCUGGGGAGAGUCUGGACCUCCUCAAAGUCUUCUUGAACAUCCUGCCCCCGCUCACCAACAGCAAAGAGCAAGAAGAGCUCAUGCAGCAGUUGACAGAAUUCCAGGUGGAUGAAAUCUACACCGUACCAGAGGUGGGGACUGUCGUUGGAGGGACACUUUCCAGGGUAUUGGUUUGUUCCUCAAGUGCAAUAGCUGCCCUCAUGGUUAUAAGAGAGCUGCGGAGGUUCCAGACAUCACAUCCAGACAUAUGUUUAGAGGCUGAAGAGGUGCGAUCUUUUUCUUUGGGGCUAUUUUUAAGAUUAAGAAAACUUUUCCUUGAGGUAAACCCAGAAAACUUGCCCCCACUUCUCAUUAGUCAGGAUUAGGCUACAUGUUCAUUUCUUUCU